AUGAUUUUCUACGCAUAUGUCAAACAGAUCACGGACAACGUGACCUAUCGAUAUGUGAUUACCUUUGCUAGCCGCGAAGUUGCGGAUGAGUGGUGGCGCGCCGUGUCCACUUCCGCCGUCACUAGUUUUGUCACCAGUGUUCAGCGUGUCAAUGCCCAGUUCUACACUCAUAACGUGAACGUGGCAAACGCCGCCAACUCCCUCACCACGACUGGGGUUGCGACUCAAUUCCUCGGUAAGGUGUUUUUCACCUUGCUGAACGACCUGGGUGGUCGCGGCUUGAGCAUCAUCCCACGGCUCGAACGUUGCGCGGACCACAUCAGUGGAAACUCUUUCUUCGUUCGCUCCAAAGUCGCUCCUCACGACUAUUGGUACUAUCCCCCAUCUUCUAACGCGACGAACGCAGUCUGUGUUUCGCGCACUGAACGCACUCGCUUCACCGUUAGUCGCACCGACAGCGGUACUGCAGGGACCGUUAUGAUUGGCUCUGACAAUGUCGUUAUCACGUUGACCACCGUCGAUCUGUCCGUCAACGUCAAUUCCACCACUGGUCAGGUGAUCCUUUCACUUGCUCCUCUGUCGGGGUUGACUUUUAGUACCCUUUUGACCAACUUCACCGUUGGGCCUUCCUUGUCUGUGGACGGUGAGACCGCGAAAGAACUCCUCUACACGGAGAACGGGGAAGAGUGGGAACUCGCUUGAAUGGCUAUCAUUUGAAACAAAGUUGUCUUGUACUUGUACUGCUUUAGUCUCCCCGUUAUGCAUUU
Suillus fuscotomentosus is the source of this 767-nucleotide messenger RNA. RefSeq lists its product as uncharacterized. The transcript is spliced from 3 exons. Bases 1 to 702 code for a protein of 233 amino acids. NCBI's taxonomy places the organism in Eukaryota, Fungi, Basidiomycota, Agaricomycetes, Boletales, Suillaceae. The record is from RefSeq and is a predicted model, not a curated record.